Messenger RNA from Larimichthys crocea (large yellow croaker), 5857 nucleotides. It is a transcript of the gene usp32, whose product is annotated as ubiquitin specific peptidase 32. Bases 168 to 4835 code for a protein of 1555 amino acids. Gene Ontology annotation, molecular function: calcium ion binding; cysteine-type deubiquitinase activity. Gene Ontology annotation, biological process: protein deubiquitination. Gene Ontology annotation, cellular component: Golgi apparatus. Lineage: Eukaryota; Metazoa; Chordata; Actinopteri; Sciaenidae. The record is from RefSeq and is a predicted model, not a curated record. The transcript has 33 exons.
GGAGGCGUCGCUGAAAACAUUCACCCGUUCACCACACACACACACACACACACACACACAGACCGCCAGGAACCCAUUUCACAACAAACGGAUAAGGCGACAAACAAUUCUCAUCAACUCCGUUUAGCGACGUUCAUUUCCUCACAUUGCAAUGAAAUGAGGGGAGCAUGGGGGCCAAAGAGUCACGGAUAGGAUUCCUGUCGUAUGACGAGGCCGUGAAGAGAGUCACCGAUGUGGAGCUGAAGAGGCUGAAAGAUGCCUUCAAGAGAACCAGCGGCCUCACCUAUUACAUGACCCAGCAGUGCUUCUACAGGGAAGUGCUGGGAGAUGGAGUUCCCCAUAAAGUUGCAGAGGUGAUCUACACCUCAUUUGGAGGCUCGUCCAAAGGGCUUCACUUCAACAAUCUGAUCGUGGGUCUGGUGCUUCUGACCCGAGGACGCGAUGAGGAGAAGGCCAAGUACCUCUUCAGUCUGUUUGCCAGUGAUCUGGGUGGAUAUGCUGCAAGGGAAGAUAUCGAAGCGGUUCUGCAGGUCCUGGAUGGAGAAGUCCCGACCUCCCUCAAGAAGUGUUUCAGUGAGGGUGACAAGGUGAACUAUGAGCGCUUCAGGAACUGGCUCCUACAGAACAAGGAGGCCUUCACUCUGUCCAGAUGGCUCCUGUCUGGAGGCGUGUGUGUCACGCUCACCGAUGACAGCGACACGCCCACCUUCUACCAGACCCUGGCUGGCGUCACACACUUGGAGGAGUCAGACAUUAUAGACUUGGAGAAGCGCUAUUGGCUGCUGAAAGCCCAGUCCAGAACUGGCCGCUUUGACUUGGAAACCUUUGUCCCAUUGGUCUCUCCUCCCAUCCAUGCCUCACUGAGUGAAGGCUUGUUUCACGCCUUCGAUGAGAAUCGGGACAAUCACAUCGACUUUAAAGAAAUCUCUUGUGGACUCUCGGCGUGCUGCAGGGGGCCUGUCGCUGAAAGGCAGAAAUUUUGCUUCAAAGUGUUUGAUGUGGACCGUGAUGGGGUUCUGUCACGAGAUGAACUCCAUGAAAUGGUGGUGGCCUUGCUGGAGGUGUGGAAGGAUAAUCGCACAGACACACUCCCUGAGCUACACAGUAGCGUGUCAGACAUAGUAGAGGACAUUCUGAAGAUGCAUGACACAACCAAGCUGGGUCACCUGACCCUGGAAGACUACCAGAUCUGGAGUGUGAAGAGCGCUUUGGCCAAUGAGUUCUUAAACCUGCUUUUCCAGGUCUGCCACAUAGUGCUGGGGCUCAGACCUGGUACUCCUCAGGAGGAGGGACAAAUCAUCAGGGGUUGGUUAGAGAGGGAGAGCAGACAUGGGCUGCAGCAAGGUCAGAACUGGUUCCUCAUCUCCAUGCUGUGGUGGCAGCAGUGGAAGGACUACGUUAAAUAUGGCAGUCCCUCCUGUUAUCUUCCUGUCCAGGAGCAUAAGGGCAUUGUGGUGGAGCAGCCGUCCAUCCUGAGCUCACUGAGAACUCCGAUGGCCACGGCCACUAUAGAGCCCAUCCCACCGGACAGACUGGGAGGACUGGGAACCUUUAGCCCAGUCAGCCCCACUGAGGAGAGGUCACCUGAUGCUGUGUCCAGCGCCUCGGAGGCUACAGAGACCGCGCUGAGCCCCCAGGUAGCUCCCUCCGCUACAGAGAGCUGUUUCGCCCGUCAGCACAACGUGUCGGACAACAACAAUCAGUGUUUUUCUGGAGCCAACGGCCACCUCCCCUCGCAGCUGGCAGCACAAAGACCUGGAGCCAUCGACAACCAGCCUCUGGUCAACACCGACCCCAUGAAGGCCCCUACGUUAACCAUGGAGGGUGGCAGGCUGAAGCGCUCCUUGCAGCUGGCGCCUGGUAGGGACUUUGAGACCGUGCCAGAGCCGGUGUGGCGGGCUCUCUACCACUGGUACGGUGCCAACCUCAGCCUGCCGCGACCGGUUAUCCUGGAGAGCAAGACAGGCCAAGCAGAGCUGGAGCUCUUCCCCCGCUACCUCCUCUUCCUCCGCCAGCAGCAGGCCACACGCUCCCCCCAGUCCAACAUCUGGGUCAAUAUGGGUAUGACCAGCCUGCGAAUGUUCCCACCGUAUUUACCCCCACCAAGAGCAGGUAACAUGCCGUCCCCCAACGCUCCUCUGAAGAGGGUGUUGGCCUACACGGGCUGCUUCAGCCGCAUGGGCACCAUCAAGGACAUCCACCUGUACCUGUCCCAGAGACUCCGCAUCAAGGAGGAGGACAUGAGACUCUGGCUCUACAACAGUGAGAACUACCUCACCCUCCUGGACGAUGAAGACCACACACUGGAAAGCCUGAAGAUCCACGACGAGCAGCAGCUAGUUAUUGAAGUCAGGAACAAAGACAUGAGCUGGCCUGAGGAAAUGUCAUUCAUCGCCAACAGUAGUAAGAUGGACAGACACAAAGUUCCCACAGAGAAAGGAGCCACUGGCCUCAGUAACCUUGGCAACACCUGCUUCAUGAACUCGAGUAUCCAGUGUGUGAGCAACACCAAGCCCCUCACAGACUACUUCAUCUCAGGGAGACACCUCUAUGAGCUCAACAGAACCAAUCCCAUCGGGAUGCGAGGUCACAUGGCCAAGUGUUAUGGUGACCUUGUGAUGGAGCUGUGGAGCGGCACGCAGAAGAACGUGGCUCCGCUCAAACUCAGGUGGACAAUAGCAAAGUACGCCCCGCGCUUUAAUGGCUUCCAGCAGCAGGACUCCCAGGAGCUGCUAGCCUUCCUGCUGGAUGGCCUCCAUGAAGAUCUAAACCGAGUCCACGAGAAACCCUACGUGGAGCUGAAGGACAGUGAUGGCCGGCCUGACUGGGAGGUGGCCUCUGAGGCAUGGGAGAACCACUUGCGUAGGAACCGCUCCAUCGUGGUGGAUCUGUUCCAUGGUCAGCUCAAGAGUCAGGUGAAGUGUAAGACGUGCGGACACAUCAGCGCUCGCUUCGACCCCUUCAACUUCCUGUCUCUGCCCCUGCCCAUGGACAGCUCCAUGCACCUGGAGAUCACUGUCAUUAAGCUGGACGGCUCCACGCCUGUACGCUAUGGCCUCCGGCUGAACAUGGAUGAGAAGUACACUGGGCUGAAGAAACAGCUGAGUGAGCUGUGCAGUCUGAAGCCGGAGCAGAUCCUGCUGACCGAGGUCCACACCUCCAACAUCAAGAACUUCCCUCUGGACAACCAGAAGGUCCGGCUGUCCGUCAACGGCUUUCUGUGUGCGUUCGAGAUCCCAGUACCAGGUUCACCAACAUCACUGAGCUCACCCACACUAACAGACAUCACCCCAAUAGCCAACGGCUCCGCUGCUAAUGGUAACCUGAGCAACAAGCCCGUCCUCACCCCCAACGGUGGGCCCAGCACCAUGGUGCCCUGCAGCCCUGAGACACCCCUGACCAACGGGGUCGCCAACGGACACAUCACACCAGUGCAGGAGAGCCCCUUCAUCGGAUACAUCAUCGCCAUGCACAGAAAGAUGAUGCGCACAGAGCUCUACUUCCUGUCAUCUCAGAAGAACCGGCCCAGUCUGUUCGGCAUGCCGCUCAUAGUUCCCUGCACUGUCCACACCAGUAAGAAGGAUCUGUACGAUGCCGUCUGGAUCCAAGUGUCCCGACUGGCCAGCCCACUGCCCCCACAGGAAGCCAGUAACCACGCCCAGGACUGUGAUGACAGUAUGGGCUAUCAGUACCCCUUCACUUUACGGGUUGUGGGCAAGGAUGGCAACUCAUGUGCCUGGUGUCCCUGGUACAGGUUCUGUAGAGGUUGUACAAUAGAGUGUACAGAGGACAGAGCCUCUGUAGGAAAUGCUUAUAUAGCUGUGGACUGGGACCCCACCGCCCUGCACCUCCGGUACCAGACCUCCCAGGAGAGGGUAAAAACACACUCUCUCUCUCUCUCUCUCUCUCUCGAAGACACACUGUCACUGUAUCAUGGCGUCGGUGGUCUCCCUGCAGAUCGUGGAGGGCACUGCAGUGUGGAGCAGUCCCGUCGGGCCCAGGCUGAGCCCAUCAGCUUGGAUAGCUGUUCUGAAGGCCUUCACCAGCGAGGAAAGAGCUGGGCGAGGACGAGCUCUUACUAUUGCUCCAAGUGCAAGACACACCGGCUUGCCACCAAGAAGCUGGACCUCUGGAGGCUGCCACCAGUUCUGGGAGGUCAGCACCCUCUCUCAGCCGGACCAGCAGCCCCUUCCGGCAGCCCAAAGACCGGCAGUGGGGGUCGCAGGCCAGGCCGGCUACGCCUGCCUCAGUUGGGCAGCAGACACCGCCUCUCCAACAGCAGGGAGGCCUUGGACUCCGAGUCCGAACCACAGGACACAGACACAGAUGGGAGCACAGCAGGGGCCGUGGCACCGGUCCCUCUCGGAUCCGGAGACGUGGUGACGUCAGAGACCUCGUGUGGCACCGAGGCGUCCAGCAGCCACUGCGACGUGGUGCUGAUGAACGGCGACAGCAACGGGCUGAGCUCAGACUGCAGCACUGAGAGCAGCAUGGACCCCGACAACUCACUGCUACAGCACAGAGACAACAUGUGUCUGGACGCCAUCUACAACCUCUAUGCAAUAUCAUGCCAUUCAGGAAUCAUGGGAGGAGGCCACUAUGUGACAUAUGCCAAAAACCCCAAUGAUAAAUGGUACUGUUACAAUGACAGCAGCUGUAAGGAAGUGCACUCUGAGGAGAUCGACACAGACUCAGCCUACAUCCUCUUCUACGAGCAGCAGGGGGUCAACUACUCGCAGUUCCUCCCAAAGGUUGACGGCAAGAAGAUGGCCGACACCAGUAGCAUGGAUGAAGACUUUGAGUCCGACUACAAGAAAUACUGUGUCCUCCAGUGAUGGCACCUCGUCUUCCAUCAGCCCAGCACUACACCCGCCGCUGCUCUGAGCAGGCAGCACCAGACGUUCAGAUCUGCUCCGCUCUGAAGAAUUCUCAUAAACUGCUAACGGCUAGAGUCGGACUGUGUCUCUCUGUCUUGCGUCGCAGCACUUUCUACACUUGAUCGCAAAACAUGGAUUAGUGCAAAGGUUUGCCAAGACAACAAAGCUGUGGUGAAAGCACUAAACAGGUGCACUUUGCUGAGCCCAACAAAACAAACCCCUCCGCCGCCUCCUCCUCCUUCUCCUUCUCAUGCCAUAACAUACAUGUAACAUAUACCUGCAUACUAAACGCAUUUCUGAAUGUAUGCCAGUAUGGCCAUAAGUCAUGAAGUGAUGUUACUCUGCAUUUAUCACUUGUGAAGCCAGAAUGAAAAAAACAUUUACACCCGGAGUUAUCAUGUGAUCCGAGCAUUACCACACUAAUUCCAGGUGUUAACGCAAAGCCAACCAUUGGAUCCAGAUUGAGUUUUAAAUGCCAAGUGUUAACGCAGCCCAAGAGUCAGAGCACCUGUGUCUGAUGCCACAGGUCAACGUGAUGUUGAAAAUUUGGAUAUCGUGACAAGCUUUAAAAAAACAAACAAAAAAAAAAACGGUUGUCUAAAGAUUUUAUUAGCGAUAGUGUCACUAGGGAAAAUAUAAGUCAUAUGCUACCUCAUCGCUUCACGCAGUGUGUCGGCCAACUGUACCCUAGAAAGUCUGUGACAGUAUUAAUAAUAAUAAUAAUUAAAAUGCUUCCUUUCAGCGUAGAAGUCGUGGUUACACACAUUUCAGGAAACCUUCCCCUUCAGAAAUCUCCCCUCACGCUCUCACAGGUCUUGGUGUGGACAUGAAAUUAGGCAUUCAUGCCACAACUGUGUCUCAUCCCACAGCUGCCAAAAUGUCAGUGGUGAUUUGUGCAAUGCUGACUUGUGUGUACACAUAACUUCUCCAAAAAUACACGAACAGCUUCAGUGUGAGUCUUGGUGUGUUUAGGACAGGUG